Vespa velutina is the source of this 826-nucleotide messenger RNA. RefSeq lists its product as uncharacterized. Lineage: Eukaryota; Metazoa; Arthropoda; Insecta; Hymenoptera; Vespidae. The transcript has 4 exons. The coding region runs from base 245 to 727 and encodes 160 amino acids. The record is from RefSeq and is a predicted model, not a curated record.
CUAUAAAUACUCGUUCAAUGACGAUAGAAAUAACUGUACGAUUGGCAAAAUAAAGAAAACGCGUAAAGUAGUACGACUGGAUUAAGUAAACGAUUCAGAGAAAUGCCGAUAUCGCUAACGGACAACAAUAGUUUGCAGAAAAUUUGUGAAACCUUUGCAAAUUUUCAUUACGAAACGAUCGCAACAACAUUUAGCAAUGAAUCGUUAUCGUGAAAAGUAGUCUCAUACUUUAUUUACUUCGAGCAUGUAUCGGCGAUUUAAUAAGCAGUUCGAAAUGUUUCAAGUCUUGUCGAUCCUCUCGACAUUUCUUAUCCUUAUGAUCGGCUCACCGUCGGACGCUGAUCUAAACGGGACCGAUUUUAAAUGUACUGGACGUUCAUAUCACAAUGUCACUUUAACCGCAUAUUAUCCGGACUAUACGAGCGACGAUGAAAUCGAUUAUUUGGACAUCAGAGGAAAGAAACUGAAAACUCUACAGGAUUACAUAGAUGGACGUGAGACUUACGUUAGCGCCAGCAUGGACUUGAUAGGUACGGGUCUCAAGUAUGGCUCUAAUCUGUGCAUACCCGAAUUGAACGAGCACUUUGGAAGGCGCAUUCCUUUGCAGGCACGUGACUAUGAUAGCAACAUUAAAGAAAGAAAAUUCACGAGAGUGGACAUUUGCGUCAGGACUGAUGUCGACAGCUAUGAUAAGGCUGUGAAUCGUCUUGUCACACUAUAUGUAUGAUCGUUUCGAUCAAGAGAAAAAUUACAUUAACGGUUACUAUAUGCUUAUCCUUUCAAAUCUUUCAUAUUAUGCAUAAGCUAUAUCUGAAAAAUAUUGCAU